This is a messenger RNA of Otolemur garnettii (small-eared galago), 7254 nucleotides long. It is a transcript of the gene ATG2B, whose product is annotated as autophagy related 2B. The transcript has 42 exons. Bases 1 to 6237 code for a protein of 2078 amino acids. Lineage: Eukaryota; Metazoa; Chordata; Mammalia; Primates; Galagidae. Gene Ontology annotation, molecular function: phosphatidylinositol-3-phosphate binding. Gene Ontology annotation, cellular component: phagophore assembly site; extrinsic component of membrane. The record is from RefSeq and is a predicted model, not a curated record. Gene Ontology annotation, biological process: autophagy of mitochondrion; reticulophagy; autophagosome assembly.
AUGCCGUGGCCGUUUUCGGAGUCUAUAAAGAAGAGGGCCUGUCGGUACCUCCUGCAGAGGUACUUGGGCCACUUCCUGCAGGAGAAGCUGAGCCUGGAGCAGCUCAGCCUGGACCUUUACCAGGGCACCGGGUCCCUCGCCCAGGUCCCCUUGGACAAAUGGUGUCUCAAUGAAAUCCUGGAGUCAGCAGAUGCACCUUUAGAAGUCACUGAAGGAUUUAUUCAGUCAAUUUCUCUGUCAGUUCCAUGGGGCUCUUUGCUACAGGAUAAUUGUGCACUGGAAGUGAAAGGGUUAGAAAUGGUCUUUCGACCUAGACCACGACUAGCAACUGGUUCUGAGCCUAUGUAUUGGUCAAGUUUUAUGACUAGCAGCAUGCAACUGGCAAAAGAAUGUCUUAGCCAGAAACUCACAGAUGAACAAGGAGAAGGAUCCCAGCCUUUUGAAGGACUUGAAAAGUUUGCAGAAACCAUUGAAACAGUACUAAGAAGAGUAAAAGUCACUUUUAUAGACACUGUUUUGAGAAUUGAACAUGUGCCAGAAAAUUCCAAAACUGGAACUGCACUUGAAAUUCGAAUAGAAAGAACUGUAUACUGUGAUGAAGCUGCUGAUGAAUCCUCAGGAAUUAAUGUACAUCAGCCCACAGCCUUUGCUCACAAGUUACUUCAGCUUUCUGGAGUAUCUCUUUUCUGGGAUGAGUUUUCUGCAUCAGCAAAAUCUUCUCCAGUGUGUUCAACUGCACCAGUGGAAACUGAGCCAAAGCUGUCACCUAGCUGGAAUCCCAAAAUUAUUUAUGAGCCACACCCACAACUAACUAGAAAUUUACCAGAGAUUGCACCCUCUGACCCAGUGCAGAUUGGAGCAUUAAUUGGUAGGUUGGAGUUGAGUCUCACGUUGAAACAAAAUGAAGUACUGCCUGGAGCUAAGUUGGAUGUUGAUGGACAGAUAGACUCUAUUCAUCUAUUCCUGUCACCGAGACAGGUGCACUUGCUUUUGGAUAUGUUGGCAGCUAUUGCUGGACCAGAAAAUUCUAGCAAAAUAGGGUUAGUUAAUAAAGAUAGGAAAAAUCGACCCAUGCAGCAGGAAGAUGAGUAUCGAAUUCAGAUGGAAUUAAACCGGUAUUAUUUGAGAAAAGAUUCUCUGUCUGUGGGUGUAUCUUCAGAACAAAGCUUUUAUGAGACAGAUACGGCCCGUACACCUUCUAGUCGUGAAGAAGAAGUUUUCUUCUCCAUGGCUGAUAUGGACAUGUCCCAUAGUCUGUCUUCUCUUCCACCCUUGGGGGAUCCCCCAAACAUGGACCUUGAGUUAUCAUUAACUAGUACAUAUACAAAUACCCCAGCAGGAUCUCCAUUAAGUGCUACUGUGCUUCAGCCAACUUGGGGAGAUUUCCUUGAUCAUCAUAAAGAUCAGCCAGUAAGAGGGUCAACAUUUCCGUCUAACCUAGUUCACCCAGCAACUUUACAGAAGACAGCUCUCCCAUCUAGGUCUGUUUCAGUGGACGAAUCCAGGCCUGAACUUAUUUUUAGACUAGCUGUGGGAAGCUUUUCGAUAUCUGUGCUUCACAUUGAUCCUUUAUCUCCACCUGAAACGUCACUGAACCUUAAUCCAUUGACACCUAUGGCGAUAACUUUCUUUACUUGCAUAGAAAAGAUUGAUCCAGCCAGAUUUUCAACGGAAGAUUUUAAAUCUUUCCGAGCAGUAUUUGCAGAAGCUUGCUCACAUGAUCACCUUAGAUUUCUAGGCACUGGCAUCAAAGUAUCCUAUGAACAAAGGCAAAGACCAGCUUCCCGAUACUUUAGUACAGAUAUGUCCAUUGGGCAAAUGGAGUUUUUGGAGUGCCUAUUUCCAACUGAUUCUCAUUCUGUUCCUCCUCAUUAUACAGAGCUUUUAACGUUCCUUUCCAAAGAGGGAACUGAUUCUCAUCCCCCUGUGUGUCUUCAGCUUCAUUAUAAGCAUUCUGAGAAUAGAGGGCCCCAGGGCACUCAAGCAAGACUUAGUUCAGUUCCUCAGAAGGCAGAAUUACAAAUUAAAUUAAGUCCAGUAUGUUGUGAAUUGGAUAUAAGUAUUGUGGACAGGUUAAAUUCUUUGCUUCAACCACAGAAACUUACCACAGUAGAGAUGAUGGCAUCCCACAUGUAUACUUCAUAUAAUAAGCAUAUUAGUCUGCACAAGGCUUUCACUGAAGUUUUUCUAGAUGAUUCUCAUAGUCCUACAAAUUGUCGGAUAUCAGUACAAGUUGCCACACCAGCAUUAAACCUUUCUGUUCGCUUCCCAAUACCUGAUCUUCGAUCAGAUCAAGAAAGAGGACCGUGGUUUAAGAAGUCACUUCAGAAGGAGAUCCUUCAUUUGGCAUUCACUGAUCUAGAAUUUAAGACUGAAUUUAUAGGAGGAUCAACUCCAGAGCAAAUUAAAUUGGAACUUACAUUUAGAGAACUAGUUGGGUCAUUCCAGGAAGAUAAAGGAGAACCAUCUAUUAAGUUUUUCCAUGUGUCUAGUAGAGUAGAUGGAGAUACAACAUCAUCAGAUGACUUUGACUGGCCACGAAUUGUACUAAAAAUAAACCCACCAGCCAUGCAUUCCAUUUUGGAAAGAAUAGCAGCUGAGGAAGAAGAGGAGAAUGAUGGUCACUACCAGGAAGAAGAGGAAGGAGGUGCUCAUUCUCUGAAAGACGUUUGUGAUCUGAGAAGACCAGCCCCGUCUCCUUUUUCUUCUCGUAGAGUAAUGUUUGAAAAUGAACAGAUGGUGAUGCCAGGAGACCCUGUAGAAAUGACAGAGUUUCAGGAUAAAGCAAUCAGUAAUUCUCACUAUGUGCUGGAACUUACGCUACCAAAUAUUCAUAUAACACUACCUAAUAAGAACUUUUAUGAGAAGCUUUAUAAUAGGAUCUUUAAUGACUUGCUACUGUGGGAGCCAACAGCUCCUUCACCAGUGGAGACGUUAGAAAAUAUUUCCUAUGGUAUUGGGCUUUCAGUAGCCAGUCAACUGAUUAAUACCUUCAACAAAGAUAGUUUUAGUCCAUUUAAAUCUACAGUUCACUAUGAUGAGGAGAGUGGCUCUGAGGAGGAAACUAUGCAGUAUUUUUCUACUGUUGAUCCCAACUAUCGUUCCCGUAGGAAAAAAAAACUAGAUUCUCAGAAUAAGAAUGCACAGAGUUUUCUCUCAGUUCUUCUGAGUAUUAAUCAUGGAUUAAUGGCAGUGUAUACAGAUGUGAAGCAAGAUAAUGGAGACAUAUUGGAAAACAAACAUGGUGAAUUCUGGUUAGAGUUCAGUAGUGGUUCAUUAUUUUGCGUGACAAAAUAUGAAGGUUUUGAUGACAAGCACUACAUAUGCCUUCAUUCUAGCAGUUUCAGUCUAUAUCACAAAGGUGUAGUGGAUGGAGUGAUUCUUCCUACAGAAGCACGACUGCCCAGUUCAACCCGCCCACAUUGGUUGGAACCUACUAUUUAUUCCUCUGAAGAAGACGGUCUCAGUAGAGUUUCAUCAGAUGGUGUUGGUGGAGACAGUUUGAAUAUGCUCUCUGUUGCAGUUAAAAUAUUGUCUGAUAAAUCAGAGUCCAAUACAAAGGAAUUUCUCAUUGCUGUAGGACUGAAGGGCGCCACUUUACAGCAUAGAAUGCUUCCUUCUGGGCUUAGCUGGCAUGAGCAGAUUUUAUACUUCUUAAAUAUUGCUGAUGAACCUGUUUUGGGUUAUAAUCCUCCAACUUCCUUUACAACUUUUCAUGUUCAUCUUUGGAGCUGUGCACUUGAUUAUAGGCCCCUUUAUUUGCCAAUCCGAUCUCUUCUUACCGUUGAAACAUUCAGCGUUUCUAGUAGCGUAGCCUUGGAUAAAUCUUCUUCUACUCUCAGAAUAAUCAUGGAUGAAGCUGCUUUACAUCUGUCUGACAAAUGUAACACUGUCACUGUAAAUUUGAAUAGAGAUUAUGUUCGUGUGAUGGAUAUGGGGCUUUUGGAAUUAACCAUAACUGCAGUGAAGUCUGAUUCUGAUGGAGAACAAACCGAGCCCCGCUUUGAGUUACAUUGUUCCAGUGAUAUUGUCCAUAUCAGAACGUGCUCAGAUUCUUGUGCUGCACUAAUGAAUCUCAUUCAGUACAUUGCAAGCUAUGGUGACCUGCAUGGACCUGACAAGGCAGAAAUGAAGCCAGGAGCCCCUCAAAGAAAGUCAAAGGUAGAUUCCAGUGGUCGACCAUCCUCACGUGGUCCAGUUCUUCCUGAAGCAGAUCAACAGAUUUUGCGAGAUCUGAUGAGUGAUGCUAUGGAGGAGGUCGACAUGCAGCAAGCCACUUCGACUGUGAAACCACAGGCUAAUGGUGUUUUGGAUGAGAAAUCUGAAGUUCAGGAGCCAUGUUGUUCAGACCUCUUCCUGUUUCCGGAUGAGAGUGGGAAUGUGUCCCAGGAGCCUGGCCCCACUCACCAUGCAGUCAUUCACCACUUGAUUAGUGAUGCAAUGACAGGUGUGCCCACUGAAAAUGAUGACUUUUGCAUUCUUUUUGCACCAAAAGCAACCGUCCAGGAGAAGGAAGAAGAACCAGUUAUAAAAAUCAUGGUUGAUGAUGCAAUUGUGAUAAGAGACAAUUAUUUUAGUCUGCCCGUUAAGAAGACAGAUACGAGCAAAGCCCCGUUACACUUUCCCAUUCCUGUGAUUCGAUAUGUUGUUAAGGAAGUCUCUCUUGUUUGGCAUCUUUAUGGAGGAAAGGAUUUUGGAACAGUCCCUCCUACUUCUCCAGCUAAAAGUUAUAUUAGUACCCACAGUUCACCUUCUCACACACCCACAAGACAUGGACGUAAUACGGUAUGUGGGGGAAAAGGAAGGAACCAUGACUUUUUAAUGGAAAUACAAUUAAGCAAGGUAAAGUUUCAGCAUGAAGUCUACCCCCCAUGCAAACCAGAAUUUGAUUCCAGCCUCUUGGAACACCCAGUCUCCCGGCAGGUAUUCAUUGUUCAGGAUCUGGAAAUUCGAGAUCGUCUGGCAACAUCACAGAUGAAUAAAUUUUUGUACCUGUAUUGCAGUAAAGAAAUGCCUCGAAAAGCUCAUUCCAACAUGUUGUCAGUGAAAGCCUUACACGUGCGUCCAGAGUCUGGCAGGUCACCCCAGGAGUGCUGCUUGAGAGUGUCACUGAUGCCGCUCCGCCUCAACAUUGACCAGGAUGCCUUGUUCUUCUUGAAGGAUUUCUUCACAAGUCUUUCUACAGAAGUAGAGCUUCUAACGACUCCAGAUCCAGAAGUUAAAAAGUCUCCUGGAGCUGAUGUCACUUGCAGUUUGCCAAGGCAUUUGAGUACCUCAAAGGAGCCAAAUCUAGUUAUUUCUUUCCCUGGGCCAAAACAACCUUCUCAAAAUGAUAGUGCCAAUUCGGUGGAAGUGGUUAAUGGGUUGGAGGAGAAGGACUUCUCUGCUGAAGAAGCAUCAUUUAGUGAUCAACCUGUGUUUUUUAGGGAAUUUAGAUUCACGUCAGAAGUUCCUAUUCGACUUGAUUAUCAUGGCAAACAUGUAUCAAUGGAUCAGGGUACAUUAGCUGGGAUUUUGAUUGGUCUGGCCCAGUUAAACUGCUCUGAACUCAAGCUAAAGAGGCUUUUCUAUCGGCACGGUUUGUUAGGUGUUGACAAAUUAUUCUCAUAUGCAAUCACUGAAUGGCUUAAUGACAUUAAGAAGAAUCAGCUACCAGGCAUACUGGGAGGUGUUGGGCCUAUGCAUUCACUGGUACAAUUAGUGCAAGGCCUAAAGGACUUGGUCUGGUUACCAAUAGAGCAGUACCGGAAGGAUGGCCGUAUUGUCAGAGGAUUUCAGAGAGGUGCUGCUUCCUUUGGUACCUCGACAGCAAUGGCUGCACUGGAACUCACAAACCGAAUGGUUCAAACAAUACAGGCAGCAGCAGAGACCGCUUAUGACAUGGUUUCUCCUGGUACUCUUUCUAUCGAGCCCAAGAAGACCAAAAGAUUUCCUCAUCACCGGCUAGCCCACCAGCCAGUAGACCUGAGGGAAGGUGUGGCCAAGGCCUACAGUGUUGUGAAAGAGGGAAUCACAGACACGGCUCAGACCAUCUAUGAAACAGCAGCCCGUGAACACGAGAGCAGAGGGGUCACUGGUGCUGUGGGUGAAGUUCUGCGCCAGAUUCCUCCAGCAGUGGUGAAACCUCUAAUUGUUGCCACGGAAGCAACAUCGAAUGUGUUAGGUGGCAUGAGAAACCAAAUUAGACCAGAUGUCCGGCAAGAUGAAUCACAGAAAUGGCGCCAUGGGGAAGACUGAUGUCUCACACUGAUGUCUUCAAGACUAUGAAGAUGAUCAGAGUGCAGAUAGGGAGAAUAGUGUCCCAUUGUAGCUUUAGAGGAAACUCAUUUAAUUUUAUUGUACUCAUCUCAGGAACAAAAGCAUUUUUAGUUAAAUAAUUUAAUGUCAAAACAACAUGCAACCAAAAAAUUCUGACAUUUUAGGGCUAGUUUGGUACUUGCCUGUAGAAAUGUUUGGUGGCUAGUGUCAAAGGUCAUCCAUUUCCUGCCAAGUUAGUGGAAUGCUCACUUUUAUUAAGAUGACUAUACUUCUUGUUACAUAUGUCAUUGGAAGCCUACUGUUAACACUAUUUGUGUAGCUCUAUAGAGUCGAUUUUUCUCAAGGUUUAAAAAGAAUUACAGCUUCAAAACUUUGAUUCAGAAUGAGAGACAAAGCCACAGGGAAGCAAAACAAAUAGAAUUGUCAAUUUAAAUAUCAUUGUGAAGAAAAUAACCUACUCUGUUGGAUUUAGUGCUCAUGCACUUGAGAGGAACAUUAUUUCCAUACUCAGAAAAUCCUUGUGUGGGGGUUUGAGAAAGUGAAUGUCACAGACGUGUUCUGUUGUGUUGCACUUUAUCCUAUAUAUAUAUGUGUGUGUAUGUGUUUAGGUUAAUAAGAGUCAUGUGUUAUAUUCUGUAUGUAAUUUACAGUUAUACAAAAUAUAAAGAGAAGUAAACUCAUCUGAAAAUUUUGGCAAAAGAAAGUAACCUAAAUGUAAUAGCUUCUUUAUUUUAAGUGUAAAUGAAAAUGUGCAUUCUGUAGUGAACUGGGGCCCAUAUAAUUGUUUAUAUGUUCAAUUUGAAGGAAGUAUAGUAUAAGCUUGUCAGGAAUGUUGAAGGGGAGAUUGCAAGUGUUUUUUACCUCUUCUAAAAUUAAACAAAAAUUCUCUAAAUAUGCCCUAUUCAACUAUUUUGACGUACCAUUUUUACUUGGUUAACAGUGUACAUUUUGAUAACCUGUGAGGAAUGAAUAAAGUAUUUUUAUUUAAAGGUAAAA